AUGGCAAUCAAACAUUAUUAAAAUGAUGAACCUCUUUAUAUGUUAAAGGGAUUCAAAAUACCAAUACUUAAUACAUAUAUUUAAGAACCUUAUCUAUCACCAUAAAAUGUGAAGUAAUAAUUAAGUUCAAGGAGUAAUUAAUAGUAAUAAUUUGAAUCUACAAUUACCAAAGCUAUAACAACAAGUAGAGAAUUUCGUUUUGAACCUUUGAAAGUCGAAAAAAUAUAGAAGAACAAAUUAUUAGAAGAAAGAUCACUUUCUCCAAUAAAGCCUAAAUUUCUUGAGGAUAAUAAAUUAAAAGGAUUAUUAAAUAUAGUUUAAGAUAGAAAUAAAUUAAUAAGUUAAAAACUAUUAGACAUACCUAUUAGUGGAUCAGCUAGUAAUACAAAAAAAAUAAAGUUUAACUUUAAGAAAAUAAAUAUGAAAAUACCUUAAAAAAUACAAAUUUCUAGAGAAGAUCCAGAAAGUAAUAAGAAGUUCUUAAUAAAUACACUUCGAAAAAAUUCAGUGAUUCAUAAUUAAGUGGAUAUAUAAAGACCUUUAAGAUCUAAAUCGGAUAUUGAAAGAGUAAGAUCUAAAUCAAAUUUAAAAUAAGUUAGUCCUUAUAAAGAUCAAUAAAUAGAUGAACAAUAAAAAAAGAAAACUGUUAGAUUCAAUGAGUUAGUUGAAAUUAGAAUAAUUGAUCGAAUAAAAUCUCAUUUAAUUAAAUAAAUAGUGUGA
Molecule: messenger RNA, 720 nt
Organism: Paramecium sonneborni
Lineage: Eukaryota; Ciliophora; Oligohymenophorea; Peniculida; Parameciidae
Source: the annotation of a GenBank genome assembly